Molecule: messenger RNA, 1478 nt
Organism: Musa acuminata AAA Group (dessert banana)
Lineage: Eukaryota; Viridiplantae; Streptophyta; Magnoliopsida; Zingiberales; Musaceae
Exons: 4
Coding region: 120-1052 (310 amino acids)
Source: RefSeq, a predicted model, not a curated record
UUCCGCACUCGCACACCAAGUUAACCACUCCACCGCGCCGCAGUUAGCACCCGACGCUCCUCGCAACUGUACAAAAGCCUCUCCUCCUCGCUCCCCUGUCGACGAGGAGAGUGAGAGCGAUGAGGAAGUCGACGGUCACGAGUGGAGGGCGCAUGCUCCGGGCGGUGGGGACGCAGGUCGGCGGCGGCGACCUCAACGGCGCCGGGCGAGCCGCGAAGCCUACGCGCGUCGUCGUGGUGUCGUCGCCCACCGCAACGUCGCCGCCGGGAUCGCCCCCCUGGACCUCAGCAUCGGCCAGAGGAUGGUGCUCGCUUCCGUGGUUCGCGGACGGAGAGGAUUGGGAACGCGGAGAUUCGGGAGCGGCCGACGAGAUCGGGGUCUCGGAGCGGUACGUGUUCGAGACGGAGCCGUCGAAGGAGGAGGCCGAGGAGGCGGUGUCCGCUCUCCAGCGGUUUCUUGUACCAGUCACAUUGCCUCAGGUUGCAGAAGACGGAUCUCCUAUUUCGGUUCAGGGAGUAGUUGAGAAGGAGAUUGUUUCAAUUGAUGAGUUUGAAAGAGGUUGCUCCGCUGAAUUCUCCACAGAAUCUGAGUCUGAUUGGAUUGAACCCGCGAUGCACCUUUUCAGCUCAAACUCUUCUCAGUCGAAACAAUGUGAGAAAGUUUAUGAUGCAUUCAAUUUACUGAAGAUAAGUCCAUCUAUUCAGAGGAUGGUUGUUUCACUCUCAUCUGAUAAAGCUAUAUGGGAUGCUGUUAUGAAGAACGAAGCAGUUCAGGAGCUGAAGAAGUGUUUCUGUGAAGUUGGAGACGAUGGAACAGCGAGUGCAGAUGGUGACCCUGACAUCGCCAUUGGAUCUCUGCGUUGGAUACUUCACAGCACAAAGGCCAAAGUGAGGGAGUUCAUUGAUCACAUCACGAGGCUGAUGAAUGAGAUCUUUCACUCGCAAGGGACUGACGACAAGACCGAUUCCUUCAACGACGCUGUGCGUUCUUCGUUCAUGCUCUCGGUGAUGGUGUUCAUUGUUGUCGUAGUUAUACGUAUCCAGAGAUCAUAACAAUCGUUCUCUGAGAUGGUUUGUAUGCUUUCUUCAGCAUUGCAAUUGCAGUAUUAAAGAAGGCAGUUUAUGUAAAGCUCUCAACGCUUGAGCAAAGUAUUUUUCAUUUUUUAUUUUUUUCGGGGGAUAAUUAGCUCCUUGUUUUUUAUUUAAUACAUGAUGUAUAAAACUUUAAAAAAAAUUAAUAAUAAUAAUGAUUUGUGUUUUAAUUAAAAGAUAAUCGUUUCCAUCAACUUUCUAAUAAUUUAAACCUGUCAAUUAACUUAGUUGGUUAAGACUUUAAUUAUUUCUCACAAAGUCAUAAUAUCAAAUCUUAUUUAUAUAAUUUAUUUUUAAUAUAAAAUUAGUUUUAAUAACAUAAAAAAGAAGGAUAAAUAGAAAAUAUCACAUGGAUAGGACAAUUUAUACACAGCGUGUUAGCAAAAU